AUGUUGCUUAAUCAAAAGGAUCAGAUAUCCCCCGCCCAAGUGUCCUCUCUGGAGUUGCCCGUGUCUCUCUCACGAACCGAGCAGACGGCUAUUAAUAACACACCAUUCAUCCUUCUAGCCGAGACAGUUCUCGCUGUUGGCGGUGGUCGUUCGCUGCUCCCAAUAGCUGACGCUGUCGCUGCUAUUACGUGUGAGACGCUGCAUGCUGACACGGCAGCCUUCGAGGCUGAGUUUGUGGACGCAGCUCGUCCCCAUCGUGGCAUUAUCACGUCGGCGCAGAACUUGCGUAGCAUGCUCGAUGGAUCUAAGCUUAUUAAUAGCCAACAAGAAGGAGUCACGGACGUGGCUGCUGUGUGCUGUAUCCCGCAGUACCAUGGCCCCGCUCGUGACGCUAUUCUGGUCACCUACAAAGCCGUGGAGGUCGAAAUUAAUGCCACUUUUGGUAAUUGUGCUGCUGCUAAGCGUGUUGGUGCAAGCAUUCAUCCGCAGGCGCUGAAGACGGCGCUAUCGACCACGAUGGAGGCACUACACGUGCUGUAUCAGGGCAGUGUCAACCGCCUCCAACUACUAGACAUUAAGGUUACUGAUGCACGUGACAUAACACUCGCUGUUGAUCUCGUGCAAGCAACCGCUACUGCUCUCGUGCACGAGCUAGUGCCGUCGUUAAAGUUUUUGGAGGAAGAAGAGGCGCAGCUAAAACUCCGUCUGGCUAAGAAGAACGCUAAUGUGCAAGAAGCAGCACUUAAAGCUGCUGCUGCAGCCGCUAAAGAAGACGAGAAGAUUGCCGCGAUGCCAGAAGCGCAGCAAAAUAAAAUUCUGGAGAAGCGUCGCAAAAAACUCGAAAAGCAGAAGGAAAAGGAGAACGCAAAGAAAUGCGGCAAGGAUGAGCUGAAGAUUGGUCUAGGUAGCCAAGCAGUACGCCAGUAUAUCCUUGCCCUCGGAGAUGGAUGGCAAAGUAGUGUGGUAAAGUCGGCCUUUGACUUGCGUGCUUCAAGCCUAUCAGUAUACUUGGAGGACCUUUUCGUGCGUCUAGGCAGUUGUGGCACUCGCCGUAAACCGAAAAUUGCAAAGGGCUCACAGGACUUUCUGCCGUAUCAAAUGGCUCUUCGCGAGAAAAUCUUCAACAAGAUUCGCAUGGUCUUUAAGCGCCACGCGGGUGUCGAGAUUGAAACUCCCGUUUUUGAGUUGAAGGAAACACUUACGGGAAAGUAUGGUGAGGACAGUAAGCUUAUCUACGACCUGGCUGACCAGGGUGGUGAACUGCUGGCACUGCGUUACGACCUGACGGUGCCCUUCGCUCGCUUCAUGGCCCUGCACAGCCCUGGAAACAUUAAGCGCUACCAUAUCGCUCGCGUGUAUCGCCGUGACAACCCACAAAUGGCCCGCGGUCGUUUCCGCGAAUUUUACCAAUGCGACUUUGAUAUCGCGGGUACCUACGCGCCUAUGCUCCCGGAUGCCGAGGUGCUGUCGAUUGGUAUCGAAGUGAUGCAACAGUUCCCAGAGCUUGGCCCCGUGAAGGUAAAACUGAGUCACCGUUUGCUCCUGGACGCCAUUCUCGCUAUUUGUGGCGUGCCCGCUGACAAGUUCCGCACGACGUGUAGUGCUAUUGAUAAGCUGGAUAAGGAACCUUGGAGCGAGGUGCGACGUGAAAUGGUGCAGGAGAAGAACAUUCUCGAGGAAGUGGCCGACCGUAUCGAGCCAUUUGUGUGCAAAGUGGGCUCGCCGCGCGACCUGCACACACAGCUCGUAAAGGAAAAAAUGUUUGGCGACAAUGCUAAUGCACGCCGUGCUAUGGACGAUUUGGCGUUGCUCUUCAAUUACCUCGAUGCCAUGGGCGUCCUUGAUUUCGUUUCCUUUGAUCUGAGUCUUGCUCGCGGAUUGGACUAUUACACGGGUCUCAUUUUCGAGUUUGUACUGACGAGUCCGGAGCACAAGGUUGGUUCCAUUGCUGCUGGUGGCCGCUACGAUAACCUCGUGGGUAUGUUCUCUGCAACGGAACAGCAAAUCCCCUGUGUUGGAGUCAGUCUUGGUAUCGAACGUAUUUUCGGUAUCCUCGAGGCCCAUGCCAAGAAGAAGUCUGCCAACACGACCUCUCCGUCACAGGUUCUGGUCGCGUCCACGAGCAAUAAUUUGAUAAUGCCGCGAUUGGAGCUGUGCAAGCAGCUAUGGCUCUCCAACAUUUCGGCUGAAGUAGUGCAGACGGAGAAUCCCAAGUUUAUUAAGCAGCUGCACUAUGCUCUGGAGCGUGGUACGCCGUACAUGGUGGUAAUUGGUGAGGACGAGCUGACCAAGGGCGUCGUAAAGGUGAAGGACAUGGCGUCAAAGGACGAAGUGACUGUGCCGCGUUCUGAACUUGUUGCUGAGCUGCUGCGUCGUGGAUGUUCAACUACUAACACGUUUAUCAUGUAA
Molecule: messenger RNA, 2409 nt
Organism: Peronospora farinosa
Lineage: Eukaryota; Oomycota; Peronosporomycetes; Peronosporales; Peronosporaceae
Source: the annotation of a GenBank genome assembly